AUGAAGAAAACGAAAAUCUGCGCCGCCUGGAGAAAAAAGGCAUGUCCUUUUGACGACGAAUCCUGUAAAUUUGCUCAUGGCGCCGGAGACCUCCAGAAAGGAAAACCGGCGCUCUGCGAGCUGUUCAGAGCGGGGAAGUGCCACAAAGGCUCCCAGUGUCGCUUUGCUCACCAUGUCGACGAAAUUAGCACGGACUUUGCGCCGCAUACAGCCGACGCCUUGCAGCGCGCGUUGCCGAAGAAUAUCGCUGAUCCGCCGCUGCUCAAGCGUCUGUUGUUUCCGCGAACGCCGAACGCACGAUCUCCGCUCUCCACCGAGGCGGGAGCACGCCUGGGGAGAGAGCGGGAGGAGACAGGCCUCUUUCUGGAAGAGAGAGACCGGCGGCGAGAAGAAGAGCUUGGCACAAACGGUCCGUGUGGGGGGUCUCCUCGAGUGUCGCCUCAGGGGUGUCUCGGGACUGGACUUACCGGGAAGGCUGGCAAGCUCUCCCAGGUGUGUAGCGAAGAUCUGAGAGAGUCAAAGAAUCCAGAGAUGGAGAAGCGCGACGCCGUGGAGUACAGUGGCGCGUCGCCCGCCUCACUGCAGUCCUCUCAGUCGUAUGCUUCGUUCAGUUUCGCGUCGCCGAGCUCGAAACGAAGGGGCAAGGCCGCGGCGCGCGUGGCUGCCUCAGCAGGGUCCGGAACUCCAGACUCUGCGAGUCUCUUCUCACCCUUCUCUUCGCCCUCUCUGCCGCUUCUGGAGGUGUCGCCCCCCGCGCCUCCCUACGCGCGGCUGAUCUGCGGCGUCGGUGAAGAACGCACCGAAGGCGCGCGCCGGCUUCCUGGGGAGCAGACGCCGCUUCUCUCCUCUUCUGAUUCGUUCGCUGCAGGGCCUUCUUCUGCUGGAGGUUUCGCUGCCGGCUCCUUCAACUCAGGACCUUUGGGCGCCGCCGAGAUCUGCGACCAGAGACGCGGGGCGCUGCUGGACAUUCCUGCACCUCCCGCACCUCCACCCUUCGCAUUUGCUCGUCCAGAGCCCAUGCCUGCUGAGAAAGGCCUGCCUUCUCUGCUGUCCGAGGAGUCGUACGACACAGGCGGUGUGGGGACAGCCACAAGUCCUCGCAAGGCCUUGCCCAGCGGGUCCGUGACCAGCGGCAUGGACCCCUCUUCUGCGUCUCCGCAGUCGAUUGCUUCGUCUCCAGGCUUCUUCCCCAGCGUCUCCAAGGACGGGCGACUGGCGACGGCGGCGUGCCCCGCCUGGCAAGGCCCACGACCCGAGGGUGUAUGUACACCUGGGCCGGAGCCGCCGCGCGUCCCGCUCUCGCCUUCCGUCGCAUGCGGUGCACAGUUCGCGUCGUCCACUCUCUUCGCUCAGAUGGGCGCCGCCUCCGCGCGCUCUCGGGGCUCUGGACGACCCGCUGCGCCUCUCGGCUCGGUGGAUCAAGACGCUGCAGACGGACCUGUUUUAGACGGAGACGCAUCAGCCGCCUUCUCGCCUUCGUCUGCCGUGGCUUCUCCCGCCUUGAAGAAGUCCAACGCGUCGCCCCGAAAGAAGAGCGGGGAGGGCCUUCCGCGCGGCCGAGACCCCACUCGUCAUGAGGCCUCCUCUUCGCGACCCUCCCCCGCGCCUCUCUCUGAUGCUUCCUCUUCUCUCGCGGCUGCUUCUUCUCUCUCUAGUGCGUCUGCCUCUUCUCUCUCUGACGCUUCGUCGACUUUCUCUGCUCUUCUCCCGGCCUCGCCACCCGUCUCGCUGCCAUCCCACAGAGGAGGGCCCCGCGGGCCGGGUUCCCCGGACUCCUACGCACGAAGCCCUGAGGGCCCUGUGUACGUACACCCCGUGCAUUCUUCGGCGGCGUCCAAGGCGCCGGGCGCAUCUCCGAAAGGCGCUGGAUGCGCAGCGGCGUCCCCGACAGGCCCUGGGCGUCAGAGUUCCUCCGGUGCGAAGAAGGAGAAGAUGGAGCGGAAGCCUUGUCACAAGACGACGCGUGCGGCCGAGGGCGGCCCGCCGCCUCUGAGCGAGACCAAGAAAGGGUCGCGGAAGUCGCCCUCGCAGGCCCGCGGGCGUCCUGAAAUGGCGCCUUCUCUACGCGUUGCUUCGGCCUUCUCUCCGUCGUGUUCUGCCGCGUCUCCGCAGUUCUGUGGCGGGUCUCACGCCCCCACUCGCUUCCCCCGGGCGCGUUCCCUGUUCCCUGCUGGGGCGCCUGGGGACCCUCGCCUCACACCGACUUCCGAGGGUCCUCGGGAGAGCGAGGGCGCCGGUGAGUGGAUCAGAGAAGCUCCGAGACUGUCUGUAGCGGGGCCAGUGUGUUUUGGAGACCUCCGACCCGACUGCUCUGCAGGGAAGAGUUGCAUACAUGCGCCGCCUCCCGUUCAAAUUCCUCUCUUGCCCUCCUGGGCGUCUCUGGUCGCACAGAGACCCCCGUCGACUUCGUCGCCUUCGAGUUCUUCGAUCUCUCCGUUCGCCUCCUCUCCAUUGACAUCCUUCUCGCGUCUCUCCACUGUCUCUCACCCGUGCCUCUCCGUCGGGAAUGCCACCAGUUGCUCGUUCCAUGCUUCUUCUCCCCCUGCGUGUUCCCCCGUCUCUCUUCCUCUGGGAGGCGCCUCUCCCUCUUCCGCGCCUCCUUCUCUUCCUCUUUCUUCCCUCUCCUCUGUGCCUGCUGCUUCUUUCUCCUCUCCCUUGUUUGCGACAUGCACCGAGGGGAAGGAGGAGGAAGGGUCUGAAGGCGAACCCGGACAGAGCGCAGAAUCUGGUCGAGUGGGAGAGGCAGCGCCGCCGGGAUAUCGGCCCAGAGGAGACUGCGAGAAGCGCUCGUGUUGGAGCGGCGAGAAGAAAAAGAAGUACGUUGCGCUGAGCCACAGUCGCUCCCUUCCCCAGACAAACAGUCCGAAACGCGAAGGCCCUUCUCGGCUUAAAAACGAGUUGAGUGGAGCGCAGAUGGAAAAUGAAGGACCAGCAGAAUCAGAGACGACAGCCGGGGCGUCUCAGCCAUGCCCGUGGAGGCCGCUUCCUCGCUGCGGGACUCCGGUUCUCGUCUCUUCGGCGUCUCCACCUGUCGGCGUCGUCUGUCUGUCUGCGUCGCCGCCGUCUUUUUCUUCGUCGUUCGUGCAUGCAGGCGAGGCCGAGGAAACCCCCAUUCUCUCUCCAUCCGUGGGAAUGCCUCAGUACUCCUGCCAGAUUUUAUCUGGGGCCCUUUCUCUCGGUGUCUCUCCUGGAAAUCCCUAUCCCUUCUAUCCAUCUUUCCCCCCGUUCCCCGCGCCUUCGCCUGCCUGUGCAUCCUUCUCGACUCUGCCUUCGCUGCCUUCUCCUCUGCCGCCUUCGCUGCCUUCUUCUCUGCCGUCUUCGCUGCCUUCUCUCCUGUCUCCGUACCUCCCUGCUUCGCACUCACAGGCCUUGCCGCUGUGUCAGAGCGAACCGGGUGUUCCCGCAGUCUCCCCACCGCCCGCGUCCGCGCUCUCGUCUCUGCCGCCUCCCCAGCAUUUCUUCUCCUUUUCGGCGUCCCCAGGUCCGCCGUUCUUCGCGCCUGCGUUCGAGGGGCGGCCGUACCAGGCGUCUCCCGUCGCAUCUGUCUUCGUUCCUUCUCUCUUGAAGGAGGAAGAAGUCGAGAGGUUUUCGCCUCCCCCCGAAGCUCCGUGCCGUGCGGCUUGCGAGAAAGGCCAAAUGGAAGGCUGGACGCCGCCACGAAGCAACUCUUCUCCGUUAGCGGCUCCAUGCAGAGACAGAGAUCGGGCGGGCGGUGCGCUAGGGCCGCCUUUCGCUCUCGGGAAUGAAGACACUGCCCGGGAAGAAGAGGGAGGAGAAGCACAACGGACUCCUCUCUCAGUAGCGGCGUCUGGCGCCUCUUCGAUGCGUCUUCCGCAUCUCCUCGUCACCCAUGGAGCCCCAGAGAGUGAAGAGCGGACGCAGGAAGACACGAACAUCUCUUCUUGGGGACCUGAACCCAAGGAACACCCGUGGUCGGGCCCCGCUUCGGGUGUACAUACACCCCCGGCAUCUGUGAACCGCCGCGGAGAAAGGAGCCCCGAGAAGCCACACGCGCUCAGCGGAGCGGUUUCUUCUCCCGCAAGGCCUUUUUCCAGUAAAGUCGGUCCACGGCCUUCAGGCGACUCCGACAGAAGUUCGUCUUGCCAAGAAGAGCGAGAAGACGUGCAGGAAGGAGGGCCGGCAGAUGCUUCAGCGGAACUGGGAACUGAGGACAGGUCUUUCGACCGUGGUCGACAGGCCUCAGACGCGUCGAGGCUCCGACCUCCUGCAGACGACUUUUACCCAGAGCACGACGCGUUCGGUAACGAGAAACGUGCGGUGUCUAGACAUCGGGAGGACUCCUCGAAUUCGGGCCAGGUGGCAACCUCCAGUCCCCAACGAAGACACCCAGAAAGGAAAGACAGACCAGGCUUUCCUUUUGAAGACGGCCGUCCGGCGACCCAAGGCAACUGUAGCCAAGACGUUCCUCCCUGCUGUCAACCUGAGCUCUGCUACUUGGACAUGAUCUCUGUGCUGCGGCUUCAACAGCCGCACAUGCCUCAGAUUCUUCAGUGCUUCGCACCCGUUCGAUACGAAGACUAG
Molecule: messenger RNA, 4542 nt
Organism: Toxoplasma gondii ME49
Lineage: Eukaryota; Apicomplexa; Conoidasida; Eucoccidiorida; Sarcocystidae
Product: zinc finger (CCCH type) motif-containing protein
Exons: 2
Coding region: 1-4542 (1513 amino acids)
Molecular function (GO): metal ion binding
Source: RefSeq, a predicted model, not a curated record